AUGGGAUCAUCACAAAAUACUAUAACAGAUUAUCAUAAAUUUUUAAGGGAAUUAGUUAUUGAUACGUUAAAGGAUGUAUCUUUCAUUAGUGGGAUUGAGAAAACAAAAGAAAGGAAAAUAUUUUUAAAGAUUGUGGAAAAACAAGAUAAAGAAACUAUUAAAGAAGUUAUAGAGAAAUAUGUUGAAAGAGGUUUGAUUAUAUAUACUGAUAGUUGGGAAGGUUAUUUGGAUAUUGAUAAAUUAGGAGUAACACAUGAAACUGUGAAUUAUUCAAAAAAUUUUACUGACUCAAUGACUGAUGCACACACUAAUAGUAUAGAAG
Messenger RNA from Scutellospora calospora, 322 nucleotides. The record is from the annotation of a GenBank genome assembly. NCBI's taxonomy places the organism in Eukaryota, Fungi, Glomeromycota, Glomeromycetes, Diversisporales, Gigasporaceae.